AUUGUCAUUUCCCAGAAGGAGACAAAACCCAGAGAAAGAGCGAGAGAGAAUCGGUAGAGCGGUUGCAUUUGCAUCCAUGGCAACAACAACCCCUAAGCGAUCACACGCCGUUUCCCUCGCAAUCUUGGCUCUCUUUUCCGCUCUCUGCGCGGCCAAAGAGAGCGUCUACGAGGUCCUCCCCAAGUACGGCCUCCCCAGUGGUCUGUUACCCAACACCGUCACCGACUACACGCUGGACGCCGAUGGCCAAUUCGUCGUCGUUUUGGAGAAGGCCUGCUACGUGCAGUUCGACUACUUGGUCUACUACGAGAGCAAGAUCACCGGCAAGCUCAGCUAUGGCUCCAUCACCGACCUCAAGGGCAUUCAGGUCCAGCGCCUCUUCAUCUGGUUCAACGUCGACCAGAUCAGGGUCGAUUUGCCCCCCUCCGAUAGCAUCUACUUCCAGGUCGGCAUCAUCAACAAGAAACUCGACGUUGACCAGUUCAAGACCGUUCAUCAGUGCCGCAAAUCGCUCUCCUCUUCCCCUUGCCUUCCUCGUUCAAUUCAGCUUCCUGCACCUGUCGAAGAAAUUCCCAUGCUUUUGACGGAGUAGAACACGUUUCGUACGAGUUGUUGUAUGGCAUAAUGGAAUAACAUUUUAACCUGUUCUCCAUUGCCUAGCUUAUAUCUGUCAAAGUGUCAAGACUCGAAAAACUGAGUCUGGUCGCGUCAUAUUAUAUCCUCUGGGGAUCUUUAUGAACAACAUAUUAUGUACAUAUCUAAGUUGAGACAUCUACUUCAUGUGUGUUGCAGAACUUUUCUGUUUCUGGUAAGAUUUAAACGUGCUUAAUAAUGAAUGACAAAGUUGGGUCUUACUAAAA
Molecule: messenger RNA, 860 nt
Organism: Cajanus cajan (pigeon pea)
Lineage: Eukaryota; Viridiplantae; Streptophyta; Magnoliopsida; Fabales; Fabaceae
Product: transmembrane protein, putative (Protein of unknown function, DUF538)
Source: RefSeq, a predicted model, not a curated record